AUGGAUUUGCUUCCAGCCAUGCUCUUACAGCAGAAGUUGGAGUAUUACCUGCACCACCCCCGUCUACUUGUCCCUGAAGUGCGCAAGGAGUUCGAGUAUAUCAUACGCAGUUUAAGUUACACGAACGUGAAUCUUAGAGAUCAGGAUGUAAGAGCCUGGAGAAAAGCACUUAAGGAUUUGGAAGACAAGGUCGAUUAUAUUAUGAUAUUAAUCCUGAGCCUGAGAUCACCAAUGUUGGGGUUCGGCCACCAUCAGCUUAUUCUCUUCAUAUUCCAAAGAAAUUUAAAGAAGCAAUUGAAGGAAUUGCCUGGGUUAGGUGAAGAAAUCCAAAAAAUUCAGACAAACGGCAGUCCAUCUGUUCCAGAUAAUGCCUCUGAGAGUACUCAAGCCGAAGAACAGAGCUCCUCAACCUCGUUGGGUUCUAUAAAAUAUGGAGUAAGGCCAUCAGCGUAUGAUAUGACGACUGGGACAAAUGCAACGCUUAUCCAUGCUGAUGUUGUGAAUAGGAUUGAGGAUUUGUUGCUGAAUUAUGGAGACAAAAAAUUCAAAGUGAUUGGUGUGAUUGAGAGAAAGGGUAUUGGGAAGAGCAGACUGGUUACUUAUGUCUACCAGAAUGAGGAAGUAAAGAAAUUUUUCGACUGUUAUGCUUGGAUUUCAAACCCUUUGUCUUCCCAACCUGAGAAUAUCCUUCGGGAGAUGUUACGCCAAUUCUACUUUGGAUCCCCUCCCUACACAUUGGAGACGAUGGAUCAAAAAACCUUACUAUCAGCAAUCAAUAAAUGCUUGGUUAAGAAGCGAUUCUUAUUGGUUCUUGACGGUGUUUCAGACUCUAAAAUAUGGGGGAGUGUUAUCUUACCUGCUUUCCCCUUUGGUGGUCAAGUUGCUCCACUUGGACCGAUCGUUUUCACAAGUAGUUUCAACCAUGGUAGGAUCGUUUUCACAAGUAAUUUCCCACAUCGCAGGAACUUCGACGCUAAGGUGAACCAAGUUUAUGUCCAAAUCCACCUCAAGGCCUUGAUGCAAGAGGAAACAAGAUGGGAUCUUUUCUGCCAACUGGUGUUUACAGACACAGAGCCUCCCGGGAGUUGUCCACUGGAGCUAGAAGGGAUUGCAAGAAGGAUCACCGAAAAAUCAGGUGGUCUGCCUUUUGUGAUCCGGCUGCUUGCUGGGUUAAGUAUCUUCCCCAAAGACAUUGAGAUUCCAUUGGAGAGGGUCAUUCGGUUAUGGGUAGCUGAAGGCUUGGUGGAGGAAAAUUCAAAGAGAACAGCAAUAGAGACUUCCAUGGCCUACUUACAAGAGCUCAUCAACAGGGAAUUGAUUCAACCGGGACAUGUUGAUGUUAAAGGAGAUCUGAAAUCUUGUAAGUUUGAUGAUCAGAUUCGCAGAGUAGCGCUUGAUAUCAUUGGAUCCAAUGUGCGAGUCUUGGUUCAAGCCACAGACAAUGGAUCAUCUCGAAUUGCAGCAGGUAUCCCAAGUUUGCGUCUCCUUUCCAUUCAGGGUAAGGGCAUUGAAGAAAUAGCAUCAGAUAAAAAUGAUGCUCCAUGCAUACGCUCUUGCAUUAUCUCUGGAAUAAGUAAGUUACCAUCCUCAAUUAUGCGUCGAUUUCAACUCUUACGAGUGUUGGACUUGGAUCUCGAUGGCUCAGAUAUCAAAACCUUGCCAAACAGUUUGAGUACUCUAGUACUUCUAGUAUAUCUAAGACUGAAGGGCUCAAGCCUCAAGGAGGUUCCUGCCUCUGUUCUGAAGAAUCUGAUCCGUUUGAGAUACCUGGGGUUGAGGAGAACUGGAAUUAGAGAGCUUCCUGCUUCCUUGUUACAGUUAAAUGAGCUACACACCUUGGAUGUAAGAGAGACAAAACUGAGGACACUGCCCCAUUGCGUGUCCCGACUUCCUCAACUGCGGCACAUAUAUCUCUGUAGUUCUUUUAGAAGAGAAGUUGUGGAGAUGCCACUAGGAAAGGAGACAGCAGAAGAACGAUUACUCGAACUCCAAACACUUGCAGGUGUGAGAGCUACUACUGACUUGAUAGAGGAACUAGGAAGAUGGACCCAACUCCGAAAACUUUCCAUUGGAAGAGUAGCAGAAGCUGAUUCUGAAAAGUUUUGUGAUUCCAUCGACAAGAUGAACUUCCUCCGAUCACUAUCUAUAAGAUGUGAGAUAAAUGAGACCCUACAUAUGGGAUCUUUGGCGCGCUCCAUGACCAAUCUCGAUACAUUAAGAAUUGGUGGUUCGGUUGAGGCCUUAAACUCUGCUAUAAAUUGCUUCCAAAACCGCUGUUGCUUAUUCUUGUGGGAUAAUCUAUUCACAGAUGAUCCUCUUCCAAUGCUACAACGUGUUCCUAAGCUCAUGGUCCUCAGCCUGGCUAAUAGUACUUUCCAAGUAAAGGAAAUAAGCUGUGAUACUGAUGGUUUCCCCGAGCUAAAGACACUGUCCAUUUUCCAGCUGAGAAAUCUAGAGAAUUGGAAAAUAAAUGGACUGCAAAAGCUCGAGUAUCUUUCCUUUGGGCAUUGUCCGGAUUUGAAAGAGCCGCCUCAAAACCUUGAAAAACUCCUUAAACUCCAACUUGUGAAGGUUGCAGGAAUGGAUGAAAAAUUCAAUGAGAAGAUGGAAAAGAUUGGCAAAGAUUCCAAAUAUUCUUUCAAGGUCCGCAGCAUUCCAUUAUUCAAGCAUGAUUUCGGAGCCACCGAGCAAAAGCACAUGACAAAGCAUGAAGAAGUUUCAGAGGCUUCUGCGGCAGAGUCUUAG
This is a messenger RNA of Telopea speciosissima, 2745 nucleotides long. RefSeq names its product disease resistance protein RPM1-like. The record is from RefSeq and is a predicted model, not a curated record. Gene Ontology annotation, biological process: defense response to other organism. Lineage: Eukaryota; Viridiplantae; Streptophyta; Magnoliopsida; Proteales; Proteaceae. Gene Ontology annotation, molecular function: ADP binding. The transcript is spliced from 4 exons. Bases 1 to 2745 code for a protein of 914 amino acids.